Molecule: messenger RNA, 1605 nt
Organism: Numida meleagris (helmeted guineafowl)
Lineage: Eukaryota; Metazoa; Chordata; Aves; Galliformes; Numididae
Gene: UBE2B
Product: ubiquitin conjugating enzyme E2 B
Exons: 7
Coding region: 358-717 (119 amino acids)
Biological process (GO): proteasome-mediated ubiquitin-dependent protein catabolic process; DNA repair; protein polyubiquitination
Cellular component (GO): HULC complex
Molecular function (GO): ubiquitin conjugating enzyme activity
Source: RefSeq, a predicted model, not a curated record
UGCGCACGCGCGGGAGGAGCAGGAGGUCAGGAGGUUUUCCCGCCCGUCCGGCACCGCGGGUGCGUCUGUGGGGACCUUUGUGGGGCAGCGCUUCGGCACCCGUCCGCAUCCCCGAGGAGUCGGGAGAGCUGCCCUCCUCGGGGAGCAUAGUCUGGAUUUUUACUCUUCAGUUAAUGCUACAUUACAGUGACUAUCCUAUUGACCUUCAUCUGGGUCAAGCAACUGGAGAAUCAAGCUAUAACAACUGCGGAAAGGAUUGGAGCAAGAAAAUGUGAGCUAUUCCUCCCCCUCUUUCCUGCCAGAUUGCAAGAGGACCCUCCUGUGGGUGUCAGUGGUGCACCAUCUGAGAAUAAUAUAAUGCAGUGGAAUGCAGUUAUAUUUGGGCCAGAAGGGACACCUUUUGAAGAUGGUACUUUUAAACUAGUAAUAGAAUUUUCAGAAGAAUAUCCAAAUAAACCUCCAACCGUUAGGUUUUUAUCAAAAAUGUUCCAUCCAAAUGUUUAUGCAGAUGGUAGCAUAUGUUUAGAUAUUCUUCAGAACCGGUGGAGUCCGACAUACGAUGUUUCAUCUAUUUUAACUUCAAUUCAGUCUCUGCUUGAUGAACCUAAUCCAAACAGUCCAGCAAACAGUCAGGCAGCACAGCUUUAUCAGGAGAACAAACGUGAAUAUGAAAAAAGAGUUUCAGCUAUUGUCGAACAAAGUUGGAAUGAUUCGUAACAGCUGCUUUGUUACUCUCCAUCCUCGUAAUCAUUAUGUACAAUUUAACUCUUAAUAGAAAGGCUACCAAGAAUUUCAAGUGCCACAGCUCUAAGAAUUUGCAUAAAAACUCAUUUGCAAACAGAAUUAAGCCCUCCAGUUUAGGAAACUUAAAAGCUUGUGUAUCUUGAUUAACGUACUUCUUAUUGCAUGGUAUGAACUAAGUUAUUGCUACAUAAAUUUGUAAUAUAUCCUGUUUGUAUUUUUUUUUCCAAGUGUAUAAUGUUGGUGUGGAGUUUUCAUGACAGAAUAUACACAUUUUGUAAAUCUGUACUUUUUCAAAUAUUGAAUGCCUUAUUUUUGAAUUCUUUAGAUUUUUAAAUUGGAGAAAAGCACUUAACAAAGUUUUUAUAUAUAAAUACUUCAUGUAAAACUGUUAAAUACAUAACCUCAGUGCAAGACACUCUUCUCUCAUUCUGUAUCUCUUUCAAAAGGCUUAUUUUUAGCCCAUUUUCCCCUUUGCUACAUGCCAAUUAUACCAUGCACUUUACAAACAGAAAAGGUAAUCCAUUAUGCAACUGUCUUCUCUGUGGGUAUCUCUGCAGCUGCAGCAGGCUUUAACUUGAUUCUGUGUUCCUCAGUUGUAUGAGGGAGAGAAGUGUUGGUAGCUCCCACUUUGUAAAUGGGGAAACAUGACUAUUUGGCUGAAAGUUCCACUACAAACUAGCAGCAGAAUUGCAAACAGGAGGUGGAUCACCAGGCUUUGGUAAUAUAUUAACUUUUAUUUUUCAGGGAGAUUGUAUUUUAGCAAACUGUAAAAUAUUGUCAACUAAAUCUGUCUUAUAUUCAUAUAUUGAUAUUGUAAUAUAGUCCUGAAUAUCUUCUAAUAAUUAAACAGGUAUUCCAUUA